This is a messenger RNA of Aspergillus piperis CBS 112811, 1339 nucleotides long. Its product is annotated as pyridoxamine-phosphate oxidase PDX3. Gene Ontology annotation, biological process: pyridoxine biosynthetic process. The record is from RefSeq and is a predicted model, not a curated record. The transcript has 2 exons. The coding region runs from base 155 to 1264 and encodes 369 amino acids. Lineage: Eukaryota; Fungi; Ascomycota; Eurotiomycetes; Eurotiales; Aspergillaceae. Gene Ontology annotation, molecular function: FMN binding; pyridoxamine phosphate oxidase activity.
GCCCAUCUUCACUUCUUUGACUGACUCCGGCAAUUGAGCAUCGCACGACCAGUCGAUGCAUCCUUAUCGCCUGCGUCUAUCUCUUCAACAAUCCCUCCGUCAGCUACAAUCAGUCACCUGGUGUCAUCAUUACAGCUCCGGCCGUACCUCUACGAUGAAUCCUGGAUCACUGCCCGAUGGGCCCAGCCACGAGGCAAAACAUCCCAAGAAGCUGAUCUUCGCUCCAGGAGACAUCCAGACCACCUCCGAGCCCAAAAUCACCCCCACCGAGACGCCCGAUCCAUCCGCUACAGCCAUCGGAGUCACAACAGCACCAGCGCCCAUCUCUCGUCUCGCCGCAGAAGCCCUUCGCUCGAACGCAUCGACCCCCGACUCGGUGACUGAAAAUGAGAUCGUUUCCCACCCUGCCCGCGCUCACCAGUUCGUGAGUAACCCGCCCCUCACCAUCUCCCAGAUGCACCCGACCAAUCCCCUCCACCAAUUCCACAACUGGUUCCGCGAUCCUCGUCUCCUUCCGUCAUCCGCACCUGAGACCUGCACCCUAGCUACAGCCAGCAUGCCCUCGGGCCGUGUGAGCGCCCGUGUCGUAUACCUCAAGGAACUGGACGAGCGAGGCUGGGUAGUAUACAGUAACUGGGGCAGUCGAGAAGGCAAAGGCGGACAAGUAUUCGGCAACCACGCAGACGGCGAGGACACGCUCAGCGCCAUGCCCGAGCCAGGCCAGGAUGAGUCUCUCCAGGCCGGACUACAGGAGGGCAACAAAUGGGCGGCGUUGACAUUCUGCUGGUCGAAUCUAGAGCGUCAGGUGCGCAUCGAGGGUCUUGUCGAGCCGCUCAGUCGCGACGAGAGUGAGAUGUACUGGCGUACUCGGGAACGAGGGAGCCAGAUCGGAGCAUGGGCGAGCUGGCAGAGCAAGGUGCUGUGGUCUAUGGAGCCGGAGUUGCUCUUGGAUCGUCGGCGCAAGAGCCUGGACCCGUCGUCGUGUCCGCAGAUGCAGGUCCCCGGGGAUGUGGAUGCGACGGACAUCGAUGAUGGGCGGGCGCUACUAGAGAAGCGAGUUAAGGAGAUGGAGGAACGGUUUGCGGGGGUUGAGCAGAUCCCUUUGCCUCCGUUUUGGGGAGGAAUGCGCUUGGUCCCUGAGUCCGUGGAGUUCUGGCAGGGUCGGCGCAGUCGGUUGCAUGACCGAUUCCGGUAUGUGAGGGUGCAUAAAGAGGAUGGGGAGGAGGGGGGGUAUAGAUGGCGAAUUCAGAGGUUGUCGCCGUGAGGACACAUACUAUUAUAAACUUAUACAUGAACUAGUAGUCAUUGUUCAAGCUUAAUCACAACACUUUGACAUGUA